Molecule: messenger RNA, 1345 nt
Organism: Trachymyrmex cornetzi
Lineage: Eukaryota; Metazoa; Arthropoda; Insecta; Hymenoptera; Formicidae
Gene: Idi
Product: Isopentenyl-diphosphate delta isomerase
Exons: 3
Coding region: 138-959 (273 amino acids)
Biological process (GO): isopentenyl diphosphate biosynthetic process; isoprenoid biosynthetic process
Cellular component (GO): cytoplasm
Molecular function (GO): isopentenyl-diphosphate delta-isomerase activity
Source: RefSeq, a predicted model, not a curated record
ACAUUCCGGAAUCCGGACCGUAAAGAGAAAGAAUUCCCAUUCGUCGUCAGAUACCAUUCUCGAUCUUAUGCGGUUCAAUUAGGCUCGUCUCGUCCCCGUUUUCUUGGAAAGUUGGACGAUGCUCGUAACGCAGUUGGAUGGAAACGCUCAUCGUGUCAAGUCCAGUCUUCUCGACGUGUUUUGCCACGUGUCAUUAUUCUGCAGAUAACUGGUUAAUGAUGAUCAGAGGAAUAUCUAGGAAUCUCAGUGGUAUUAUGCACAAAAUGAUGACAUUUGAGAAAGAUUAUGGAACAAUGCGAGUAACACAAUUGCAGAAAGCUGCUUUACAGGAACGCUGCAUACUCGUUGAUGAACUAGAUAAGCCUGUUGGUGAAGCUACCAAGCAAGUCUGUCAUGAGAUUAAUACAGAUGGAUGUUCACCCCUACAUAGGGCAUUCAGUGUCUUUCUGUUUAAUAGUAAAAAGGAAUUGUUACUCCAGAAACGAUCGAGCGGCAAGAUAACAUUUCCAAAUUGCUAUACGAAUACGUGCUGCAGUCAUCCCUUAGCGGAGAUUCCUAAUGAAAUAGAAGAAGGAGACGCUAUAGGUGUACGUCGAGCCGCGAUAAGAAGACUCUGUUAUGAGCUGGGUAUACCUCGGGAUGAGAUCAAACCUUCUGACCUAUUUUACUUGACAAGAAUUCGCUAUAAAAAACCCAGUAGCAGUCGCUGGGGUGAACACGAGAUUGAUUACUUAUUGUUCCUGCAACGGGACGAUCUCACCUUAAAUCCCAAUCCCGAUGAAGUGAGCGAGCUUCAAUGGAUGUCGCGAUCGGAGAUUGAGAAUUUUAUGAAGACCACACCACUGUUGACACCGUGGUUCCGUAUGAUUUACAAUUUUAAAUUGCUGCAUUGGUGGGAUAAUCUAGAUACCUUAGAUAAAAUGCAAGAUCACCAGAAUAUAGUUUUGUUGACGGAUUAAUUUGUAUACAUGCAUAGAUCUGAUGUCUGUUCUUUUUUUAGUUGAAUUUUUCGUGUACCAUUUAUUUUUUUUCUCCAUAAAGAGAAAAAGAGAAAAGUUGAAUGCGAGAAGUUUAGCUAAAACGAAUAGGCUCCUUGUCACCAAAGUCAAACUCGUCUAAUACAUAUUACAUAGGUCGUCGGAAUAACAAUUCUUAUAUUCUAUUACUGAGGAAAUGGAUUUAAAUUUAUGGAUUUAAGUUUAUGGGAUAUGUUUGUAUCUGUGUUUUCUUCAUUUAAAUAUUUUGUGUAUAUACGUGAAUUGUGCAAUUUAUGUAUUUGUAGAAAUGUUUUCUAAAUAUAACUGAUGGAUUUUGACUAGCCGUUUUUAAAUUUUUAUAAAAGGAU